Molecule: messenger RNA, 243 nt
Organism: Brugia malayi
Lineage: Eukaryota; Metazoa; Nematoda; Chromadorea; Rhabditida; Onchocercidae
Exons: 1
Source: RefSeq, a predicted model, not a curated record
GAAUGCAGAUAUGAUCGUAUAGAUUGUGAUAGAAAUAUACUUCUUCGUAAUCUAACGGAUAGCAGUACCACUGGCAUCGUUUUCAAAGGACCCCCACUUAAUGUUCUCGACAAAACAUAUUCAACUUCUUGCAAAACUUGCAUAGAUAGGUUGCUAAGAUUUUUUAUGCAUUAUGAAAAUUGUGAAUUAUUCAUAACAUAUAUUAUGAAUAAGAUCAUAGGUGCAUUAAUACAAAAUAUCUAA